Molecule: messenger RNA, 4293 nt
Organism: Diachasmimorpha longicaudata
Lineage: Eukaryota; Metazoa; Arthropoda; Insecta; Hymenoptera; Braconidae
Product: odorant receptor 46a-like
Exons: 4
Coding region: 2199-2942 (247 amino acids)
Biological process (GO): detection of chemical stimulus involved in sensory perception of smell; sensory perception of smell
Cellular component (GO): plasma membrane
Molecular function (GO): odorant binding; olfactory receptor activity
Source: RefSeq, a predicted model, not a curated record
CAAUUUUAAUGUCCGUUUUAUCCUGAACCGAUGUAUUUGUCUCCAAUUGUGUUAAAUAAAUUGACUUCAGGGAUAGUUUAGAACAGUGUCUCGCAAACUUUUUUAGUCUGCGGCACGCUAACUGAGGAAUUUUUUUUCCGCGGCACACUAAGCUAAAUAAAUUUUCGGAAGAAAAUGUAUAUUUAAAAAUAAUUUAAAAAAUUUGUUUUACAAAUAGGUACAUUAAUUAAUAUUUGGUACAGUAGAAAGGAAGAUAUUUUUAUUUUAAGCUUAAUGUGAUGGAUGGGCUUGUUUCUGGGAACAAAUUUGCAUUAUUCGUACCCCCUCGCUUGUGCAUCUUGUUGUUACGACAAAGUUUGGGAGGGCAAAUACGAGUACUUGCGUUCUGGCUAAUUUAGUUAAAGUUAAAUGACUAUUUUUUGGGUAAUUUUAUAGUUAUCAGAAAUUGGUUUUUAGAUUAAUCUCAGAAUAUCUAGUGCAACUUGGAAAAUCUUUUGCGGCACACUUAACAUUCUCCCGCGGGUGUGCCGUGGUCUCCCGUCCCGCUGGUGUGCCGCGGCACACAGUUUGCGAGACACUGGUUUAGAAUAUCGGAUUAUUGUUAAGUAAUAUGGUAGUUAGUUUAUAGUAGAUUAUGACAUGAGGACGAUAGGUGGAGGAUUGUGAAGUUUGCAGCGCUCGGUGUGACAAGUGUACGUCUCGCCUCGGAUAAAUAAUAAUCGGUUUCACAGUUAUAGAUUGAAUUUUCAGUUGAAAUUUGUGUGAUCUUCAACUCUUGUGAUACCUAAAUUUCAAAUUAAAAUAUGCAGCCAUUUUUUCCUCUAAAAAUCUUACAAAAAUUACGCUUUUUAACACACACAAUACUCGAUUUUGUAAUUAGAAAUAUUGGAUCAUGGACAGGGAUUAGCUAAAUAAUACCAAAACGACUUGACUAUGAACUUGAAUUCUUUCUUUAUCGCACGCAGAGGUUAUAUGUUGUGCUCGUAAAGUAAUUUCACUCAAAAGAAUAUAAGACUAAAUUCACUUUCCCUUUUUUUACAAUACACAAUUAAUGCAAUUGUCUAUAAAUUCUCACUGAUGGGUUUAAUCACUGUGCACACAAUAUAUAGAACUCACUUUUAUUUUUAUUACUUUUCAAACGGUGACUGUCUUGUUUACACAAAAUUGGAUUUUGUUUUUCACAAGUAUAAGUGGCUCAAGAACUUAGAAAUUGCCACUAAUGUUGUCGGAAGAAUCCUGAAGUUCUAACUGACUCCCUUUUGUCGACCUGCACGUCUUCAUAGUAGAACAAAGGCAGCUGCAAGGGGUUAUGUCGUUAAAUGACUAGAAGGAAAUUGAAGAGAAAUAUUUUAUUACUCACUGAAUUUGUCGCGAUAGUUUUUAUGAUUCGUUUGGGAUGAGAAGCCGAUUUGGUCAUCAUAAAUUCCAACUGGAAAUUAUACAAGUUGACACCACCUAAAAUUUUGAGAAAAAUCUACACAUCUGGUCUUGGGGAAUGCCCUAUGGCACCCGGUUGGGGAAUGUUGGGGAAAUAUUUUUUCUUCGCUAUUGAAAUUUUAUACGAGGAGUGGGAGUUAGCGAGGCUCUUUCUAAGUUCUUGAAUAUGGAAUGACGACGACAUAAAAAUAAUUGUUCUUUUUCUCUUAAUUAUUUCGUUUCGUCUAUCGAGGGAAGGAAUGAAACAGGAUAUCUUGCUCCUAUGAUAUCUCCCCAGCGACUGACGCUUAGUGACCAAUGUUUUCACACUCCGGACCCAUUUGACAAAAGGCCCUUGUUCACUCACUUCUUUGUUCUCCUUCUCUGUUUCUGUUUAUUAACUUUUAUUGAUUGAAAUUAACUACUAUUGAACUAUUAUGAUGAGUAAAACUAUUCUAAACAUUCCGUUCCUGUUAUGUUAAAAACAAUAAAUUACGGAAAUGGACUAAACAGAGCGGUUAAUAGGCAGACGAUUAAUUAUUGUCCGCACAUACCACGCACUCUCAAUAGACAAAUUGAGGACUGUUCUGUUUAUUAAAAUUAUUCUAAAUAUUUUGGUACUGCUCUAAGAAAAACUAUAAAAUACUGAUAUCAACUAAACACAUCUAUGGACAGACUAUUAAUUUUUGUCCGCACAUACCAUGCACUCUUAAUAAGAGAUAACAUUAAAAAAAUUAGAUUACUGCUCUUCAUUCCAUAAAUCAACCGCCUCAGCGUACGCAAUGCUCUCUGCAGUGACAACUGUCAUGGUGACCGGUGCGAGUUUCUGUACAGACGCUCCGAGAGGAAUCCUCCCGUACAAAGCCUGGUACCCCUACAGCACGCUGACACCUCUAGGAUUCUGGAGUGCAUAUCUGCAUCAAAUUAUCGCUCACGCUUACGGCGCCUCCACCAACGCAGCCUGCGACACUCUGGUGUACGGAAUGAUAAUGCAGCUCUGCUCGCAAUUCGCCAUUCUCCGGCACCGCUUCCAGCUUCUACCGAAGUUGCGUGGGACCAUUGAAAAAAAUAUUGAACAACGGGAGAAAAAUCAAUUGGCAAAUUUUGCAGAGCAAUGCAAUCGAAUCUUUGACUCCCUAAUCUGCUUACAAUUUCUGAUAAGUUCAACGGUACUUUGUGUCAGCGUCUACCGACUAGUGCAGAUCGACCUGAUCAGCCCCGAUUUUCCCAUCGUCGUCAUGUACUUGCUGUGUAUGCUAUCACAAAUAUUCAUCCUCUGUGUUUCUGGGAGUCACGUAAUGGUGGAAAGUCACAAGAUGGUGCACCAAAUAUACUGCAUGGAGUGGACUUCACUAACCCUCACCAGCAAGAAGAGCCUGAUUUUUAUUAUUGGCAACUGCCUGCGGCCUGUCAGCAUCACUUGUGGCACUAUUCUUCCUCUGUCUAUUAAUUCCUUCAAUCAGUUGAUUAAAUUUUCAUACUCGAUCUUCAAUGUUUUACAACGAUCGUCUGGAGUGAGUCGUUGACACGCAGGAGAAAAAUGCUUUCGGAAAUAUUUUCCUGGUCAUAAUUUCUCGGACGAAAUUUUCCUGGCGUAAAUUUUCUCACACCAAAAUUUCUUGUACACGGAAAGAAAUUUAAAGGAAAAACUACUAUGGCAGCAUUGCAGGGGCGGAUCAUAUUUGGAUUUACAAACGUCUCAAUGGUGUCUCCCCUCACUUUUAUUGGAAUUUUUUCAAAUUUUUUUUUUCAUGGUAAAUUUUAAUUUUGUAGCUUCUAGAAAAUCGUUUGCAAAAAUUUCUAUGAAUGGCCCAAAUUAGUACCAGAAUAUCAUUAAAGGCCAUUAAAGUAAAGGACAUACUCGAUUCGUUUACAGAACUUUCACGCAAUUUUUCCUGAAAAUUCCGGAAUUUUUAUCUGAAGGUCAGUGAAAAAUUAUGAUAACAUCACGAUAAUGUUUUCUGAAUUAUCGUAAUGUUACGAUAAUCUCCCAGUUGAUUCGGUCGAUUGAGUAAUCGUUGAGUGGAAUGUGAGUUGCGUCAUUUUUACAGAAUAGUUCGGUCUGGAUAUAUUUUUCAGUUUCCAUUUAUUUUUAUUUUUAACAUAACGUAACGUUACAAGAUGUCCCCAUUGGGCCCAUUCCCCGAAGCCCUUCAACCAGUGAUCUGUACACAAUUACUUAUCAUAUACAUGUUGUCCUUACUAAACCUAAAUUCAAUAACAUAUUUUUCCUUCAGUGUAAAUCCCCAAAUUUACUUUCUAUCAAUUAAUUUUGCAAAUUAAUCAAUUCUAUCAAUUAAUAAAUAAAAAUAAUUUCGCAAAUUAAUUGAUAGAAUUAAUUUACGCCAAUUACUUAUUACAAUUAAUUUACGCCAAUUACUUAUUACAAUUAAUUACAACAAAUUAAUAAUUAAUCGAUAUAAUUAAUUUUGCAGAUUAAUUGCCAGAAAGUAAACUUGGGCAUGUCGUUGUUUCCAAAAUUCUGUGCCCUAAAACCAAUCGACAGUGACACAAUCAACUUGACCCGCUUGAACGCUUCAUUACUAUUUGAAAAACAAAUAAAUAAAUAAAGCACGAUUAUAAUGUUAAAAAAUCUCUGUUAUUACGAAAUAACCGAGACAGUGAACCAAUGGAGAAAGUAUUGAGUUCAAUGCAAAACCCAACAAAUAAACAAAUAUCGUAUUAUUUAAAUGUCCUGAAGCCCAGCUAAAGGUUCGCACGUGCCUUCAUUUUCCUAAUAAUUAGAAUAUCCGUCGUAAAGUGUUGAAAAUUAUUUAUCGUUUAUAAUCUGUAGUUUAAGAAAGGACCAUCAGAAGGAGAAGAUGUAAAACACAAGAUGUAAUUCCAAAGAAAAUAAAUUAUUAUUAUUAUCAUCAA